AUGGAUACCAAAAAGGAAGAGGACAUCAAAGAUGAGAAACUUAUGAAAGAAGAUGUUGGUUCAGCAUCACAACCCAAUGCCCGGGAGUUGAUUUGGGAAGCCUUUCUCAAGGUCACCGAGGACAAGAACCUUGGAGAUUGGCUGCAAGAGAAGUACUCAGAACCAAACACGUUCCUUCGCGCCAUCGAGCGAAUUGUGUGGGGACGCGAUGGAGCCCAAAGUUGUCCCGAUUUGGUGACCCUCAUCCCCAACUCUGAUGCACCUGAGCUAUUUGUUGGUCUUCAUCAACUUGACUACAGCAAAGACGCAAAGAGUGGAUACUUCCCACACAUGUCAACGUUGAAGACGCACAUGCGGUCUAUCAUCUUCAACAACUUCGACCCUUUUCGCGAACCCUUACAAGUGAAGUUCCAAGAUUGUGCGGAUCGUCGUGUCGACAACUUCACCAUCCAAUAUAUUGAUGGAUUUGCCAAAGGCUUGAUAUGUCAGGGCAUUGUUGGGCUGAUUGACCUGCUUGAGUGGCCAGAGGACGACCUCAACUCAGCCGAGUUGUUACCACUUUUGCUGUCUUUGAGAUUCUUCAAGGCUUUGUAUCGGCACCAAACAGAUCCAACAAAGUACAUCUAUGAUGCAUUACGUGUGGGUCAUGAGACCUCAGAGAAACAGGCGCCGUCGGCCUUGGAAUUGAUGGGCCAAUUCAAAAAGGCGAUGGCGCAAUUGAGAGUCUCUACCGGGAAGACACAUCCAACACCAACAGCUUUGAACAUGUGCAUUGCAGAGUUCAACAAGCUGGUGCAGCGCAAGUAUAAAGUCGAUGGUCCAAAGAGAAAGGUGAUCUUGAGUCUCCUGCGAGUACCCGAAGAGUUUGUGGACUUGCUAUCAGGUCAUUACGACAAGUUCAAGCACUCCACUUCAGGCGUGCCCCGCUCCGCUUGCAUGUAUCAAGAGGAAGUCUUACCCGAGUCUUACCCUUAA
Durusdinium trenchii is the source of this 975-nucleotide messenger RNA. The record is from the annotation of a GenBank genome assembly. Lineage: Eukaryota; Dinophyceae; Suessiales; Symbiodiniaceae.